Drepanopeziza brunnea f. sp. 'multigermtubi' MB_m1 is the source of this 1161-nucleotide messenger RNA. NCBI's taxonomy places the organism in Eukaryota, Fungi, Ascomycota, Leotiomycetes, Helotiales, Drepanopezizaceae. The record is from RefSeq and is a predicted model, not a curated record.
AUGAAUUCCCGUCGUCGAGAGAAGUUUGUCCUGCCCGGAGUACCGCCUGAGAAAUACCAAGAGGCGACCUUCGGACUCCACGUCUACCAGCCCGGAGCUGGAAACGUCCGAAUACACAACGCCUCUAUCACCUCGUCGAGCUCAAACAUCCACUCGCCCUUCUUUGGACCUCGGUUCGGAAUCCCAAGGUCGCAACCCGUGUCCGCAACAGUCUUCCGUCUCGCGACCGGAGUUCGACAUGAUCACCAUCCGCAUUCUGAACAUGGUAGACCGGGAAUAGAACCGAGGCCCAGCCUCUCACUUGCACCGGUACACGCCUGUGAUGUCUGCUUCGAGGACUUCUCGUCAGAGACUCAACCCCCAGAGUGGAUCACUCGUGCAUGUGUCCACAAGCCGACAAUCUGCUCUCGUUGUCUGGCAGCCUACAUCGAGAGUGAGCUGAACAGCAAGAUCGCCGAACGGAUCUACUGCCCCGAGUCGAACUGUGGGGCGGUCCUGGACCACGGAGACAUCAAGAGGCUCGCUGCUGAUGCGGAAACCUUCGCCAGGUACGACACUCGGCUCCUCCGCCGCGCCCUGGGUGCCGACCGCAAUGCCGUCUGGUGCCAGAACUGCGCGUCCGGCCAGAUCCACGAGGGCGGGAGCACGCAGCCCAUCGUGCGGUGCUCGAACUGCCACUUCCGAUCCUGCUUCCGCCACGGCGUGCCCUGGCACGACCGCCUCACGUGCGAGGAGUACGACGCCAUGCUGCUGAACCCGGAGGGCUUCCAGGCCGCCAUCGACCGGGACGACGCGGCCUCCGCGGCCGAGAUGAAGCGUCUCGAGGCGGAGGAUCGCUUGGCGAAGGCGGCGGAGCGGCAGGCGAGGGAGGCCGAGAUGGAGAGGCAGCGACAGGCGGCGGCGGCGACGCGGCGUGAGGAUUUGAGGAGGAGGCUAGUGGAAGAGAAACUGUCCCUGGCCAAGAUCAGCGCGACGACCAAGAACUGUCCCGGGUGCCAGGGGCCCAUCGAGUUGAUUCCUGGGGCAUGCAAGCACAUGAUAUUCACAAGGCGGUCAUGGAGAACGAUAAUUCGUGGCAUGGUAUCGACUGCCCCCUGCACUCGAAUAACCUUCCCGGCAUUUCCCGCCAACUUGCAAGAGACAUUGGAUAGAGCUGGAUGA